AUGGUUAAAUCAGAAAAUGAAGAAUUACCGGCCGAGGAAAAUGUUACAGAUCAGACGACACUUUCUAGUGAAGCAGAAGAAAAACCGGCAGAAAAGGAUUCUACAUCAAAAUCUCUUGCAGAAUCGUCCAUUCAAACUAGAAUGAAGAAAUCAAAAGCUGAAAACAUUACAAAUGAGGUGGCAGAACCUAAAGCAGAACUCGAAGAAGAGAAGCCAGAGGAAAGUACUGUACCUGAAACUCUUGAAGAUCUUCAGACAUGGUGGGAAGUGCCAGCCAUAGCACAAUAUGUGUCUUUAUUUCGAAAUCAUUUCCAACUUCCAGAAAUUGAAAUUGAGGAACUUGAAAAUGGAUUUAUUGAUGAUGGUGCUAAAGAGGACAGUGUUUGGCUUCGAGAUUUAGUUGUUGCCUUUUUACGUGGAAUUUUGAAUGGGCGAGGAGUAAAUACAGAAAAUUGGGAAUUUCACCUGUCUAAACUUAUUGGUAGAAAGUGGAUAAAAGAGGGAAAAGAAAAUCCAUUUCUUGAAGUCGUCUCUUUUAAGAAGUUGAAGCUUCGUACCAAAGUUGAAGUUGUUUAUUCUUUGUGUUUAUAUCGUUUGGAUAGGAGUGAUGUUGUAGAAGCCAUGAAGUCAAUUGAUAGUGAAGCUUUGAGGGUCCAGGCUCUGGGCUCUGAUGACUUAGGUAAUAUGUACUGGUACUUUUACGGGACAAGGUUGUACAAAGAAGAACCCUUUAAAUCGAAGAAAGAUAACUGGGAAGAAGAAUGGAAGAAACAGAAGGAUCAGUCUUUUACUAAAAGAGGUCGUGGCAGACCUAGAAAAACACGUGCCUCAAAAGUUAAAGAGGAAGAGUUUAAUGAUGCUGGUUCUAAUAACGAUGGGUAUAUGAAUCUUGAUGGAAAAUCUCGUUGGUCUGUUGUUUGCAAUACCAUUGAAGAAUGGGUUGAUUUUGCUGAAAAGUUCAAGGACAGCAAAUCUAAGAAGGAGAAAGCUUUGUUUGAAAUCAUUCAAGAAAAUUUCCUUCCUGUGCUGAAUGAAAUUUAUCAAGAAAAGGAAAGAAAGUUUCAACAAAAACUCAGGGAACUUAUUCCAAAUAAUCGAAUUGUAACAAGAAGGGAAACUAGGAGACAAAAAAUGGAAUCAAUUCAAGCUUCUGAACCCAAUGGCUAUUCCAAUGAAGAUGCACACAAAUUACAUUUAAUCCAAGAUAGAGCUAGAAGGCUUGAACAAAGAAACAGAAGAGCUAUGGAGGAUUCCCCUGCAGACAACCGAAGGCUGAAAAGACAGCGAUUCAGCUAUCGAUGUGAUAGCAACACCAGCAUGGAUUCUGAUAACAAAAGUGACGUCGAAGAUUACAGGAGAACGCUGUUAAAUAUUUCUGAUGAAGAAAAUACAGGCUUGCAGACUAAACUAGAAAGACUUUUAACCGACGUGAAAAUUGAUAAAGAUUCUUGGCCUUUUCUUCAUCCUGUUUCUGAAAGAUAUGCACCUGGCUAUUAUGAAAUUAUAACGGAGCCUAUGGAUUUGUCUACAAUAGAAAAUAAACUUUGGAAUGGCCUGUAUAAGACGGUUUCAGAAAUGGAAGAAGAUUUUUCAAAAAUGGUUUCCAAUUGUGAACUCUACAAUGGAGACCACAGCGGUGAGUUACAAAAAAAAGAAAAAAAGAAUUUAACCCAGAUGGCUCACGUAAUUUGGAAAAAGUUUCGAAGGGGACUGAAUAGGAUUUUUGAAUCCGAUUCUGCUUCAAGCAAUACUGAAUUGAAAAGAAGCAAUGAACAUCCCGUAUUGAAAACUAAAAAGCAAUCCAAUUUGGGAAAGAAGAAGAAGACAACCGGACCUGCUAUGCAAGCUCUUGAAAUACUUGCCCAAGCCUCUGAGAUAGCAAUUAAAAACAAUAGUACAGCUAGAGGUAAUCCCAAUUCUAUGUCAAAACUCAAUGCCCUUGAUAGUAAUUCUGGCUUUAAUCAAGCAACCACCUCAUACAGCGAUCAAGAUCAAUAUCAAGCUUCACCUGAUCAUAAUGACAUUGAUGAUUUCGAAAGUAAUAACUUGAGUAGUAGUGGAUCGCAGUUUGAUAGAAACAAAACCAACGAUUUCAAUAUAUUGUCUGAAAAUGAGGAGGAUGAAAUGUCUGAAGAUGAAUCCGAAAAGAACGAAAUGGGAAGUGAUAGUUCGUACUCCAAUUCUGAUUCUCACCAUUCAAGAAAUGAUGCUAAUAAUGAAGUUGGUGAAAAUGGCUUUUCUAAUAUACUGGAUGAAUGUGGUAAUGACUUGAUUUCCAGGAUAAUCAGGGAGCCCCUUUAUGCAGAAGAUAUUCAGCUACAGGGUCUGGAGAGCUCGUCUAAAAGUGAAGCGACUUCAAAUCGAUUACAAAGAAAAAGUCCUCCUAGUUUUGAUGGGUUAUCUCAUACAGAACAGUUUGCACAGGAAGCUUCAAGUAUUGAACUUGAAGGUAAUAACAUGGCCUCUAAUGAGAUCACUACAAUUGAUGCAUCAGUGUUAGGUCUUCCAUCCAGUGGCAGAUUUAAGAAGUUGAAUAACAACUUCAGCCCGCAAAAUACAGAGUACCUUCAGCAACCCCAAGUUCCGUCUGUCUCACAUGUAGUUCCUGCUUCAAAUCCACAAAACCAGAUUCAAUCUUCACCACCGUUUGUGCCUGCCAACAUACAAGACAACAAUAAACAAAUACUUAACCAGCCUGUACAAAUAAUGACUUCAGCUGAAACUGUUAGCCAUCAUGUUGUUAACGCACCUUUUACUGACUCUUUUUCUUCGGCAACUACCGCAGCAAUAUCUUCUCAGAUGAUGGGUUCGAAUUCUUCACAGAUUCCUCGUCAAGUUUCUCCGACGUACUCGAGAGCUUUCACGGCUCAGUCGAAUGUCCUCCACAAACCCCAAGCAACUCAGGCCAACACAGCAUUCUCCAAACUUUUCCAAAACCAGCAAACGUUUUACCAAAAUUCUGGGAAUCUGCAUCAAAAGCAGCCUCAAUUGAACCAGCUUCCCAUGAAGAUAAAUCUUCCUCCAUCUACUGGGCAAAUUUUGGUUGUCCCUUCUAAUUCAGGACAAUCAGGAAUGACAUUUCAGCUAUUUGCACAACCUACUGCAGAGGGUUCUAAGCCAAUACAAGAAACGGUACAAUUCCAACCUGUAUCUGUUCAUGCACAGAGCAACCAGGAACCAAAGUUUCCUACUGAGCAAAACUUAAACAAGCAACCUGGAAGUGCAGGGGAUCUUUACGGCAAGAAAAAAUCUCCUACUCCUGAACAAAGUUCACCAGUACAAUCUGCAGUUCUAAGAACCUCUCCACAGUUCAGCGCUUCUUCAGCCACUUCAAAACCUAUCCCCAAACCUAGGAAAUCACCAACUAUACAACACCUUCAACAGCACAUGCCAAAGCCUAAUUUUGUGUCUACAACCUUAGCCAACUCCGUUGCACCUAAUAAUCAAGUCGUAGGUGCAAACGCCAAUCCAGAAAAUCCUCAAUCCCAAAAUAUGUCUUUCAGCUCCAAUCCAAACAGAUUGGUGUUGAAUAAUUCAGUUACAGAGCAAGCCCCUCCACUUUAUCAAGCUAUAGGGCAGAAUAAUGUACCUGUUGUUCUGUCUGGAUAUAACAUCACCAACAGCAACAGCUUCAGGCCAAAUAUUGUAUCCACCACACAAUCGAACUCUUAUGUGCAGAAUGGACCUCAGUUGAAAAAAGUGUAUGUACAAAGUCCUCAGCAGUUCCAACUUAAUAGCAUUCAAAAUAGACCCGGACAGUAUGUUAUAGUGCAGGCUCCAAGUGAUGGUACCGGUAAUAUUUAUGGUAAAAUACAGAACCCACAAAUGCAGAAUCCUGGUAACAUUCAGCAGAGCUUCAGAAAAGUGUCUCCAGAGAUGGUUGUCACGGCAUCCCAAAAUUUCCCGAUAUCUUCUGCUCCCUUAUCUACUUCUCAAGUAUUCCCUCAGGUGGUAUCUAAUCAAGUCCCACAAUAUGUCAACAUUCCAUCGUACAUGAUUACAAAUCAGAAUCCAGUGCAAAAUACAGUGAACCAACCCAUGAUGAAUAUCCAACCUUAUCAAGUGAAUAACCAAAGACAUCUUUCUAUGGAUUGUUCUGGAAAUGGUUGAAAAGUUCUUAGAGUUCCUGUUACAAAAAUUCAUCAUUAGGUUCCAAACCUGUGGCAGCAGCUCUAGGAAAAGUAUCACGAAUGACAUAUAUAUUUUAUUAUAUACUGAGCCAAGUGCUGUUAAAUGAACAUUAUAUAAUUGUAGGCAAUAAUUGCUCAUGAUUUGGAAUCUAUUUUCGGUACAAAUAUCAUUGUUUCAUACACAUUUUUUGUAAAUUCAUCAUUCAUAUUUUUUGAUUCCAUCUUUUGUAAAGCUGGUAAAUAUUGUGAUUUAGCUAUGAGAGGGAAAGCAUUGUAAUUUCCUCACA
Uloborus diversus is the source of this 4417-nucleotide messenger RNA. RefSeq lists its product as uncharacterized. Gene Ontology annotation, biological process: chromatin remodeling. NCBI's taxonomy places the organism in Eukaryota, Metazoa, Arthropoda, Arachnida, Araneae, Uloboridae. Gene Ontology annotation, cellular component: CERF complex. The record is from RefSeq and is a predicted model, not a curated record. Gene Ontology annotation, molecular function: protein binding.